CACCGUGUGAUUGGCUUCGGCGUCAUUCCCAAGUGGACCUAACUAUUCAUUCACAACGACUGCAUGCUUUGGUCGUCUUGUUGCAAAUACCAAUGGACCCAUCGACACAGUGAACGUUGCUCUGCUAAGCCGAAAGGCUGCCUCUGGCCCUGCGCAGCCUGCACUCACUUGUCAACUGUGCACUGCGCCUUAGCGUGCUUCGUCUUUUGUUUACUUUGUAUUGCCUCCGUGGAUGGGUUGGAUAGAGUACCAGUACCGCUUCUCCUGCUUCAGAACCAAUCAACCUCUGAGCGCAUCUCACCCGCGCCCUUGACUGAAGCUCAACCAACCCAGCUCGCCAUUAAUUCACAACCCCAAUAACAAUGUGGCCUUCGGUCCCAGCGUACAGAAGCUUCGCCAAGAUAUCAUGUCCCUCAGGUGCCUCCUGCGCACUUCCUCACUGCAUUUUCGGUCAUGAUGCUGCUAGUUCACCUGACAGGUCGCCCUCCCCCUCCCCGGUAGUAACCGUAUAUGGCCCUCAGACGGUUGCAAAACACUCACAGCUUAAUGAAAAUGCACCUGGAGCCGCUCCUGCACCGAGGCAACUAGGCCCUAGCGCUUCGGUCAACCCAACCAUGUCCAAGAGCAAGGUGCCACCGACAAACAAAGAACCAGAACCAGCGCAGACUCUGGUGUCGAGAUUACCUGCCAAGGCGACAGCACCCACUGAACUGCCGCCAUCUGCCACCCGGACAAUAUCACCGCCUCCAUCUAAGGCUACAGCAGCCAAGUCAAUUGUUAAUUCCGACGCGCCAGUCGCUUUGAUGCCCCGUAAACUCAAAAAAGAGCCGUCGACCUAUGCUAGGAGAAUUACGCUCCUAAAGGCACUACACACGCAUAUGAAACCGCAAAAUGACAGACUUCUCAAAGCCACCAAACCAGAAAUAAAGGCGCUGCACCUCAGUCCAAAUCAGUUAAACAAACUGGCAGUUGAUGAGGAAGAAAAGAUCGCCAUAACAAACCCGUCUGUUUACGAGAAUAUACUGAAACAGCGGCUAGUAAAGCUCAAGGGCAUGACACCGGAGGAGUGGGUCAAGGAGAGGCGAGCAGCCAUAGCUUUGGAGAAUGGUGAGCCGCCCAAGAAAGCGCCGCUUAAGAGGGUCGAUACAGGCUUGAAUUCGGAAGAAGAAAUCGCUUUUCUCCGCACACUCAAGUGCGAGCAAAAAGGAUUGGAUGCAUAUGGUUAUGUCACUCAGUUACCGAGUGAUGCCGAAGUGAACGAGACACGUUUGGCUCUCGAGUCAGCGGCUGGGUGGGAAGAAUGCGACCGCUGCAAAACCCGCUUUCAAGUGUUUCCAGACCGCAACGAACAAGGCGCGCUGACGACUGGUGGGGAAUGUAAGUACCAUUGGGGCAGAAUCAUAUACCCCAAAAAGUCCAACGACGCCACAGAAGUGAAGAGACUGUCAUGUUGUAGCGCGGAGGUAGGAUCACCAGGCUGUAGUACGCAUGAAACUCAUGUCUUCAACGUUAAAGACACAAAACGGCUGUCUCUAGUCAUGCCAUUCAUUCAGACACCGGCAAACAACAAGGUUCCCAAGACUUCGGCUGUAUGCUUUGAUUGCGAAAUGGGCUACACCACCAAUGGCUUAGAGUUGCUUCGUCUUACCGUCAUAUCAUGGCCACAACACAAGCCACUCAUCGACGUCCUCGUCCGUCCACUGGGCCAAAUACUGGACUUCAACACGCGCUUCUCUGGCAUUACGCGAGAUCAGUUUGUCAAUGCGAAGGAAUAUGAUCCGGCAAACCCUCAGCCAGUACGCAAAGACCUCCGUAUCAUCGACUCGCCUUAUGCAGCGCGAGAUCUCUUCCUCUCACACGUCUCUCCAGACACUCCUAUUGUAGGACACGCGCUUGAAAACGAUCUCAACACCAUUCGCCUCAUACACCCCUUCAUCAUCGACACAGUGCUCCUCUAUCCAACCCGCCAGGGCCUACCCUUCCGCUUCGGCUUGCGCAAACUAGCCAAGGAGUACCUUGGUGAAGAGAUCCAGCAAGCGGGCGCCGCUGGUCACGACAGCUACGAGGAUGCGCGCACAACGGGCGAGUUAGUGAGACACAAGAUCAAAGUAGAGUGGAAGCUGAAAAAGGUCGAUGGCUUCGAAAUCAGAGAUGGCGGCGUGCACCCACCAAUGCCACCUGGGGCUCCCCCAUCACAGGCUCCCAAUAUGCGCCCGACGAUACCAACGGCAGACAUGACAGGGUUGAUGGGUGCGAAGCCGGCCACUAAGAGGAAGCUGGAAGAUGAAGGAGAGGAAGGCAGCGGUGAAGAACCACCGUUGAAGAAAGUGGAGGUUUAGAAAGUUGUUGGGCCAAUGCUAGUGAUUUGUUGGUGUCAAGAUUCAGACUGGAAAUCAUCAUAUGAAGCUAAUUACAUGAUAGUCUCUGAAGCCUUAACAUGGCGUUUGGGGGGUAUCUGAAUUUCUCGAAACAAGACGCGUAUCUCGCUUCCAACAACGCGUUGGGGAUAUACUCCGGAGUUUGGGCUUCCUCUUUCCUAUUGCGAGUGAAGGAGGUGCUAAGUCAUAUUGUUAGCACUCCACCACACCUCGGAGUACGUAUACCCACUCUCAAUCCAUGCUUUACACUUGCUCCUUCUUCUCUGCUUGUCUUGCACCCAAAUAAUGGAAUCUUGACUUAUCGUCCUCUUGA
This is a messenger RNA of Bipolaris sorokiniana ND90Pr, 2691 nucleotides long. RefSeq lists its product as uncharacterized. Gene Ontology annotation, cellular component: nucleus. Gene Ontology annotation, molecular function: exonuclease activity; nucleic acid binding. The coding region runs from base 363 to 2339 and encodes 658 amino acids. The record is from RefSeq and is a predicted model, not a curated record. The transcript is spliced from 2 exons. NCBI's taxonomy places the organism in Eukaryota, Fungi, Ascomycota, Dothideomycetes, Pleosporales, Pleosporaceae.